AUGGAAGAGUAAAUGAAAGAUCAAAUGGUGUUGAAUAAAAAUAAACAAUAAAAUGAAGAAAAUAAGUUUAGUUAUAUUUCAAAAUCGAAAAAAAAAAAUAAAAAAAUAAUUGAGAAAUUAGAAAACAUUAAAAAGAAUGAAUUAAAAAAAAAAAACAUUGCUUAAUUUAAUGAAUAAAUAAUUGAGGGAGAUGAUUAUAGCGAAGUUAUUAAAAAUUAAGAAAAAUUGAAAAUUUUAAAAGAAAUAAUGAGUUCUGUUCCUGCAUAUUUAUUAAUGAGUUAAGCUCAAAAAAGAAAAUACUUUAAAAAUGUUAACAACUAAUUUUAUGAGAGUUUAUAAAAAGAACAAGGAUCACAGUGUUCUCAUAAAAAAAAUGUGCAUUUUAAUCUAGAGAGGAAUAGAAUCAAAAGUAUAUUAAAUAAUUAUUUUUAGCUUUUAAUAAGAGUGAUAAUGUGUUCGAAAUUUCAUAGUAAAUGAUUUGA
This is a messenger RNA of Paramecium sonneborni, 482 nucleotides long. NCBI's taxonomy places the organism in Eukaryota, Ciliophora, Oligohymenophorea, Peniculida, Parameciidae. The record is from the annotation of a GenBank genome assembly.